This is a messenger RNA of Cylicocyclus nassatus, 2174 nucleotides long. Lineage: Eukaryota; Metazoa; Nematoda; Chromadorea; Rhabditida; Strongylidae. The record is from the annotation of a GenBank genome assembly.
AUGACUCAAGGUGAUAGCGCAAUUUCUCCAUUCAAAAAAGUAGCAACAGCGCUGAAAGCUAAACAGGGAAGAAUGCUGGAACACAGUGUGGUUCUUGUUAUGUCCGACACAGGUUAUAAUGUUGUUAAGCGGAAUUUCUGCGCAUUCGAAUGGCAAACUGAAGUCAAAGACAGUAAAGAUCAUGCGGACAUCAUCUUAUCAUGCAAUCGUGGCGUAGAAGGUAGUUCGUGGCAGUGUACAGCCGAUAUCACUGUUCAUAUCCCAGGAGUCAGCAAGGUUGUAAGCGCAUUCCAUAGUAAACAUCGUUCAACUGCUAUCGCAGUCCCCCGCACUGAGUUGGGAAACGAUAUCAAAGUCACUAUUGGAUUGCAAGAUGUUUCAGGCUACAGAGACGUUGCGAUGUUUGAGCAUGAUUUCACAAGGUCUUCUGAGCUGACAAACGCUUGCAUCACAUUCGAGAACAGCGAUACUCGCGUUUACGUCAUUCGAGAAUAUCUUUUGCUCAAUUCACGGAGAUUUGCAACAUUGUUGACGCGAAUGGUACCGUCGCGCGAGAAUACGCCUGUUUUUACCUCAAGCAAAUCCGAAUGUAGCGAUUUGGAUGUUUUGAGCUCGCGAACUACUCUGACUGAUCCAUUGUGUACUGAAGAUGAUGAGGUCGCAAAUAUCAUGUCUCUGCAAGAUGACGAUGUGACAACGUCGCCUUCAACCGUGUGUCAAGAAUAUGAGAUAUACCUAUUAAAAGGUGUCAGCUCUGGAGACUUUAUUACUCUUCUGAAAGCCAUUCAUCCGCCAUUUGCGGAAGUCACUAACGAAAAUGUGGAAAGCCUCCUUGCGACAGCUUUUCGCUUGGGUGUGGAACAUAUCAUUUGGAAAUGUGAAACUUUUCUUAGAACUGAGGGAGCUCGGCGAUCGUUUGAUGUCUUCGGUAGACUCGUCUUUGCCAUCACCUACAAAAUGUCUGCUCUUGAGAACGACUGCCUGGCAGCGCUGCAGAGUGUCAACGACGUUCGUACGAUGCUGAUGGAUUCUCGUAUGGAGAGCGCUCCUCAAGAACUUCGAACACUUCUUUUGGAGACGUUGUUUCAGCGUCUCAACUCUGAAACGUGUCCAGCUACCCUCAAAGCUAAGAUGGUAUCUGAGUCUUCGCAGACUUGUUUUUGUUUAUCUGGAUCAGCAAAUGACGCGGAAGUUGCUUCUACAGAGAAUGGCCCUCACUUGUGUGAAAGUAUGGCUCGAAGGGAAUUUGAGCAGGAAGAGAUACAAGGAAGAGGAAAAAUGUCUUUAAAUAAGCAAGAGAAGGCCGCUGAGGAUGUAGACAAGAUUGCGAACGACGCAUGUGCAACCAGUUCACAAUUGGAUCAGCGUCCAAACGAGAUUGAUACGAAGUGCAGUAAACAGACUAACGAAAGGCGAAUCUCCGUAGCGCGCAGAAGAAAAGCAAGAAAGCAUAACCCAGAAUGCAAGCCAGAAUAUAACGAUUUUCCAGAGCUGUUUGUAUGUGAAACAGUCAAUGCACGCAAAUUCUCGAAGAAGUCCCAGUCUAUAUGGUAUAAUGGUAGCUAUAUAUUCCUCUCAGCACACGAUAUAUUUGUCGACCUCGUGCUUCCACCUACCACAUCCUUGGGAACCGUGAGUUGGCUGUCAAGAGCAUACUUUCCGGAGGAGCAGCAGAGAAUUCCGUCUUCUAUGAUAGAGAUAAUAUCAACUAGUAUAAUUGUUGGCUGCGAGUUUGAUGUGCAGUUGUAUGGUAAUAACUUGCUCUUUGAUAAGCUCAAAGCGUAUUUGAAGAAGCAACUUCUUGACUAUGAGCAUGUUAGCAUGAGCCGCUAAAACUACGGGGGACGACUGACAGAUAGCCGUACGCCUGUUUCGUUGCAGCUGUACAGUUCUUACAACUCUUGUAUAUGGUAUAUAUUCAUGCAUUAGUUUCUUAUCAAACAAAGCAAAUCUCACGCAUUUAUCGUUGUAAUAUCUUUUAUUUCUUGUGUAACAUUCAACAAUUGUGCAUGCUUCUUAUUAACAUUGCAAAUAUUUUAGAACUUUGAUGGUUUCUACUCAUUUAUUGUGUAAAAGAAGAAUGUAAGCAAUCCCGCAGUCUUAUUGUCAUCUCCUUUAUCGAAAUAAAGUUUUACGGAGUAUCUUCGCUCACUUUUGUUUUCGUUUCUAAAUCC